This is a messenger RNA of Arachis duranensis, 783 nucleotides long. RefSeq lists its product as uncharacterized. The record is from RefSeq and is a predicted model, not a curated record. The transcript has a single exon. Gene Ontology annotation, molecular function: zinc ion binding; nucleic acid binding. NCBI's taxonomy places the organism in Eukaryota, Viridiplantae, Streptophyta, Magnoliopsida, Fabales, Fabaceae. Bases 1 to 783 code for a protein of 260 amino acids.
AUGACUGCUGUUGCUCCUUUGGAGAUUCGGAUCUUUUCUGAACUUGUGAACAAGACGAGGGUGGUUGAGGAGUGUGCAAAGAAAGUAGCAACGUCAAGAAACACUCGUGGAGAAAACAAUAACCGUGGGCGCGGAAAAUACUUUCCACCAAGGAGCCAAAAUUUUAAGAGAGGAGGAUAUGCACAUCAAAGUCAAGGAGGCCUCAGAAGGAACGGUUAUGAUCAGUACCGUCCGGUCAGAGGUAGAGGUAAUCAGAGUAAGGCUUCUCUAGAUUCAAUUUGUAACUGUUGCAGGCAUUAUUAUCUUUCGAAUGACUCGUGCAAGUUGGGUAUAGGUGGAUGCUUUACCUGUGGAAUACCUGGACCUAUAGCGAGGGAUUGCCCUCGUAGAAAGACUCCGAAUGCGGGUCAGAACCAACAAGGUCGGGUGUUUGUUGUGAUCACCCAGGAUGCUGCAAAGGCGGAUCCUCUGAUGAGAGGUAACUGCUUAAUUAGUGAUAAAAUUCUGGUUGCAUUGUAUGAUACUGGAGCUUCGCAUUCGUUUAUUUCAUUUGAUAAGGUUGACGAAGUAGGAUUGAAAGUGUCAAAAUUAUCAUUUGAUUUGCAUGUGCACACCCCGUAUCAAACAGUUGUGACAGGGUCAAGUUGUAGGCAAGUAGGUUUCAAGCUUAAGAAUAGAAAAUUUGUUCAUGAAUUAAUCUAUUUUCCAAUGGUUGGGUUGGAGAUGAUUUUGGAAUUUGAUUGGUUGUCAAAGAAUCGGGUUUUGUUUGAUUGCUUUGAGUGA